This is a messenger RNA of Amphimedon queenslandica, 2681 nucleotides long. Its product is annotated as location of vulva defective 1-like. Gene Ontology annotation, molecular function: transmembrane receptor protein tyrosine kinase activity; ATP binding. NCBI's taxonomy places the organism in Eukaryota, Metazoa, Porifera, Demospongiae, Haplosclerida, Niphatidae. Gene Ontology annotation, biological process: positive regulation of kinase activity; cell surface receptor protein tyrosine kinase signaling pathway; protein phosphorylation. The transcript is spliced from 11 exons. Gene Ontology annotation, cellular component: signaling receptor complex; plasma membrane. The coding region runs from base 36 to 2681 and encodes 881 amino acids. The record is from RefSeq and is a predicted model, not a curated record.
GACGUAAUUCAUUCUCACCCAAAGAGGUCUAUACUAUGUUUCCCAGCGUCCAGGUCUUUAGACGUGUUGGUGCCUCUAAUAAUUAUAACCUAAUGACUGAGAGAACUAUCUUUUAUUCUACUUCUAAUGUCAGUACUAGCGGAAUGUUUGAAUAUCCACUCAAUCCUCCUAUACCAGUAAUGAGUGGAGACCUGUUAGCUGUAUCACAACCAGAACAAGGACUCAGUACUGUUAGAUUGUACUACAUUGAUAAUGUUCCAGGGGUCAGCUUCAGUAGCAGUCAGCAAACAUUUGGUGAAAAUAGUUUUAAAUUGAACAACCUUCCAACCACCACAAAUCAAUUGAUAUUAGUAUAUCCAGUAACAGAUGGAUACUGUGUUAACAGUGCCAAUUCAAUCACUCCCUCAGUUAUUAGAAAUAAUUUUCUAACAAUCCAAAGUAGUGGAGAUAUUGAUCAGAGAAGGCAGUAUUUAUAUCCUGAAAUUGUGUUUUCAUGUAAUGGAUCCCUCACUAAAUGGAUAUAUGGAGGAGAGCCAGUUUCAGGCAAUAACAGAAAUGAUUUACCUGAGCUCCAAAUAUGGCGUCAACUGGGUCCCAAUAAUUACAAUAAAAUAGGAUCUAGUUUAGUUAAUGCUAAUACAAUGAUUGGUACUAAUCUCUAUGAGUUUAUUCCUCAGACUCCACUGCAGUUCCAGGAAGGAGACAUAUUUGGUGUUCAUAGUCCUCAAUCAACUCAAAGACUUUUUGACCUUUAUGAGCAGGUAAGGAAUGGACCACUUAAUGAACGAGUCGGUGGUAAUGUUGCUGAUCCUUCUUCAACAAUAACUCAAGCACUUGUAACAGACACAAAUAAUGAUUUCCCAUUAGUCACUGUAGAAGUAUCAAUCUCUGUGGCAUCUAGUGUUACUUCAUCAACAAGUACAAGUCCAGUCAUUAGUACAACUUUUGUAAUGAUAACCUCUACAGCACUUACCGCAGCUACUAUUAGCACUACUGAUAAUACCAUAUUAUCAUCUACAGUGGUGUCCAUCACUCUCAGUAGUACUUCAUCUGUACUGGUAACUGCCACUCCUAGUUCAUCUGUGACCACUGAUACUCCUCCUAGUAUCUCAUCUAGUAUCAGUAGAAGUGAUGAUUUUAAUUCAUUACUUUUGUCACUUACUUAUUCUAGCAGUUCAUUUGAUACUACUCUAGUUACUAGUUCAACAGUGAUCAUUACUACUGCUCCCAGUGACUCCUCAGUUAUUGCUACGACUGCAACUAGUACUGCCCCUAGCAGUACUUCUGUGAUGACUAAUACUCAUUCUAGCAGUUCGUCUAUGACUGAUACCACUUCAACAUCAGUCGCUACUUCUGCCUUUAGCAGUACCUCUAUGAUGACUAAUACUCCUUCUAGCAGUUUGUCCAUGACUGACACCACUCCAACAUCAGUUACUACCUCUGCCCCUAGCAGUACCUCUAUGAUGACUAAUACUCCUUCUAGCAGUUUGUCCAUGACUGACACCACUCCAACAUCAGUCACUACUUCUGCCCCUAGCAGUACCUCUUUGAUGACUAGUACUCCUCCUAACAGUUCAUCAGCUACUAUUCCUCCUAAUACUGUAUCUGCAACUUCAACUGGAUCUACUGCUUCUAGCAGUUCAUCUGUUAUCACUGGGGCUACUACUCCUUCUAGUAGUUCAACUGAUAGCAUAACUAGUUCUUCUCACGCUGUAACUUCAUCUCCUACCGCAAGUCCUUCAGUGAUCUCAAACCCUUCAGCUGGCAGUGGUGCUUCUACAGUGAUUGCUGUAGUCAUUAGUAUAUUAGUGCUAUUUAUAGCCACCAGUGUGGGUAUCAUUAUUGUCUUAUUGCUUGUUAUGAAGAAGAGGAAGAAACGCUACACAGACCGUGUGACAUUGCUUACAGCAUCAUUUAGCGCAUCAAGUACAUUACGUAGUGAGGGAGGUUAUACUAUUAACAAUGUGGUGUAUGAUGAUGUAGACAAAUUAUCAGGGCCUGUGACUUAUGAUCACUAUGAAACAGCACCCGAUGUCCCACAGAGAGGAUCUACUGUUUCUAACCCACUUUACAGUGAUACUAAUAUGCAGCAGAAAACAUCUACUAUUUCUAAUCCACUUUAUGGUGAUAAGUCAUUUGAAGCAGCAGCAGUAGAAACUGCAUAUGAAACGCUAAUAACAGACAAGAAGUCCUCACCAGUCGAUGAUAUAAAAGUUGAAGGACAUUUACCAGAUGAUCAAAUCAAUAUUUAUGAUGAAUUAAAUAAUCAAUCAGCCUUGCCAUCAGCCAAAAGCAAUGAAGAGCCACAUUACUGGGCACCUGGUGAUGACACUAGCAGUAUAUAUCAGCAAAUGGAGUCAAAGGGUUACAAACAACUAAAAGGAAAUGAUAUAAAAAUUAGUAAUGAGUUAGGAUCUGGUGAGUUUGGUACUGUCUAUGAAGGAACGUGGUUUUCAAAACCAGUUGCCAUUAAAACAUUAAAGAAUAGUUCCGAGGAGCAAGAUAAGGUCAAGUUUCUUCAAGAGGCAGCCAUUAUGGGUCAGUUUCAUCAUCCUAACAUUGUCAAGUUACAUGGAAUGGUCACUGUUGGAGAUCAAUAUUUUCAAGACAUAAUGAACAAAGUGUCAGUAUUAUUGAGUUUCGGAGAGUUGACUAUCUUCCAUUACGCUCACUGCAGCUGA